GCAGAGCGCGCGCGGAAUUCAGCCCUUCCUGACACAGCUCGACUACAACCAGCGCAUCCGAGGACGGCUGAGCGCCGUCCGGACUCUUGUCUGUGUGUUUCUCUCUCUCUUCACAUUUCAUAAUAAAACUCACUGAUACAAAGAUAGACUCGCACUGCUGGAUUCACCGCACGUUGCUCGUUCUUGGACUCCGCUGUCAGUGUCAAGAAGGAAGAUGGUGUAUAUGGAAAGCUGAUCUGAGGAUCUGAAACUCUGUUUCCAGGGUGAUGAGCUGUGCUCUUUGAAAAUAUUAAAUAUUAUGGGCUGUGCUUGCUGUAAGCAGAGGAAGGCCAGUAAAGCUUCCGCAGUGUCGAAUGCCAACUCAUGUGACACAGGGAAUGGGACCCCGGGUUGGGAAAGCACCCGAUACAUUGCGGACCCCACUAGUAACUCAGGGCAAGGGCUGAUCCCAAACUUCAAUGAUUUUCCAAACACAAUCUCCCCUUGCCUAUUAUCCAAUCUUAAUCAGACCCGCCCAGCUGGACUCACAGGCGGGGGUGUAACACUCUUUAUAGCACUCUAUGACUAUGAUGCUCGUACAGAGGAUGACCUGAGUUUCCAGAAAGGAGAGAAGUUCCAUAUUAUCAACAAUACUGAAGGUGACUGGUGGGAGGCCCGGUCUCUCGACACAGGGAAGUCUGGGUACAUUCCCAGUAACUAUGUGGCCCCUGUGGACUCCAUACAAGCUGAAGAGUGGUAUUUUGGCAAGUUGGGUCGGAAGGAUGCAGAGCGACAGUUGUUAGCCCAAAACAAUCCUAGAGGAACAUUCUUAAUUCGAGAGAGUGAGACAACGAAAGGAGCGUACUCUCUAUCCAUUCGAGACUUGGACGAGACGAAGGGUGAUCAUGUCAAGCACUAUAAGAUACGGAAGCUGGAUAAUGGUGGAUAUUACAUAACAACAAGGACGCAGUUUGACACCGUACAACAGCUGGUGGAGCAUUACACAGAGCGUGCAGCAGGACUGUGCUGCCGUUUGAUUGGCAGCUGUAGGCGGGGCAUGCCUAAGUUGGCUGACCUGUCAGUGAAGACUAAGGAUGUUUGGGAGAUUCCCAGGGAGUCACUGCAGCUCAUUAAGAAACUGGGCAAUGGCCAGUUUGGUGAAGUGUGGAUGGGCAUGUGGAAUGGCACAACUAAAGUUGCAGUAAAGACUUUAAAGCCAGGCACCAUGUCUCCAGAGGCCUUCCUGGAUGAGGCCCAGAUCAUGAAGAGGCUCCGUCAUGAUAAACUGGUCCAGCUGUAUGCUGUGGUGUCUGAGGAGCCCAUCUACAUAAUCACUGAGUUCAUGAGUCAAGGAAGCUUUUUGGACUUUCUGAAAGAUGGAGAGGGCAGGAAUUUGAAGUUGCCUCAACUUGUAGAUAUGGCAGCACAGAUUGCUGCAGGUAUGGCCUAUAUUGAACGAAUGAACUACAUCCACAGAGACUUGCGAGCUGCCAAUAUCCUGGUUGGAGAUGGUCUGGUCUGUAAGAUUGCAGACUUUGGGUUGGCUAGACUCAUUGAGGACAAUGAGUACACAGCUAGACAAGGAGCAAAGUUUCCGAUAAAGUGGACCGCUCCAGAGGCUGCCCUUUAUGGCAAAUUUACCAUCAAAUCAGAUGUGUGGUCUUUUGGUAUCCUGUUGACUGAACUCAUCACCAAGGGCAGAGUGCCUUACCCAGGGAUGAACAACAGAGAGGUUCUGGAGCAGGUGGAGCGCGGUUAUCGUAUGCCAUGUCCGCAUGGCUGCCCGGCGUCUCUGCAUGAGUUGAUGCUGCAGUGCUGGAGGAAGGAUGCCGAUGAGAGGCACACAUUUGAGUACCUCCAGAGUUUCCUGGAGGACUACUUUACUGCUACUGAACCCCAAUACCAGCCUGGAGAGAACCUGUGAUAUAUAUGCAUAUACACGCUUAUUCGCAUUAGUUCAAUAUAUCCUUCAGGAAAGAUGCCUUUACUUUUUAUCACAAUACCACCAUAAACUGAUUUUGACUCAUGGCCCUCUUAAUCACAGGCUCGUACUGGAUAUGCUUUAGUGCAAUUUCACAUCAUGUGUUUCAGAUUGAGAGCUUUAAACUGAAAUGCUUUUAACACACUGAUAUCAAACAGCCAGGUAGGCUUGAUCCUCUGAAAUGUGAAGUUUAACUUCAAAUAUGACAGUGUAUUAUUGUAUUUUACUCAAUCUCUCUGAUUAAGCAAUAUUGAUUAUUUAACUACUUAAUCAAGAUACAGCAUAUCAAUACCUGCCUGUUUUACUAUAUACACCGCUACAAUGGAAUGUUCUUUCUCUUGUAGACUGUUUGAGUCAUUUCUAAUGAGUAUUGAAGAGUUAUUCUAGUGAACUGGAAAUUUUGCUCUGAGAUUGAACAGAAUAACUUGACUAGACAUUCUACAAUAACCUGGAUAACUAAGAUAUUUCACACAUAUUUCUGAUGGGUGGUAUGUUAUAAGAUGAAUGUCAGCAAAUCUGCACUUCAGUCACAAAGAAGGCUCUUCCUCCUGAAUAUCACUGCCACAACAUCCUAUUAGCUACUUUACAAUCACAUGUGAUUCAGCUGCUGAAUGUGUAUAUUUUUUUCUGCAAUGCAAAUAGACAAAAAUGAAACUGAAUGCAAGGAUAAUAGCAGGGCCUUUGGAAGUCAAGUUUUUGAACCUUUCCAGUGUGAUUGUGUCCAUCAGAUAUGGACUAAAUCUUGAAAUGACAGAGGUGAUGUCUAUGUGCAUGCAUAUGAAGGACCAAAGCAUCAGAAAAUGUAUUUGAGCUUUUCUCUAUAUUUGUUUCUCAGGACUCAGUUUCUUUUGCCAAUCAUGUAAUUGCUUUAUAAUAAUCCUUUUGUCUAUUUUUGAAGCUUAAAGUCUUUUAAUUGUAUCAUUAUUGGUCGGGAUCUACUAUAAAGGAGCGUUGUUGUAAAAUAAUGGACUUUAUUGUGGGUGGCUUUAAAGGGAUAGUUUACCCAAAAAUGAAAAUUCUCUCAUUAUUUAGUCGCCCUCAUGUGUGUGACUUUCUUUCUUCUGCUGAACACAAAUGAAGAUUUUAAGAAGAAUAUCUAAUUUCUGUUGGCACUCACAAUGCAAGUGAAUGGAAACCAAACUUUUGAUGCUACAAAUUUCAGAUAAAGGCAGCAUAAAAGUAGAUCCUAAGUGGUUAAAUCUAUAUCUUCAGAAACAUUAUGAUAGGUGUGAGAAACAGAUAAAUAUUGUUAUCCUUUUUUACUAUAAAUUCUUCUUCCUGGACAGUAGGUAAAUGAUGGGAGAAUUUUCAUUUUGGAUGAACUAUCCCUUUAAAGGUGAAUCUCACUAAACAUGUCAAGAAUAUGGCCAGGUCAUAUUUCAUCCCAAACUCAAAAGAAAUAAAAAAGAAGUUACAUUUCCUUAAAGAAAAUGAAGCAUAUAUUAGGACCAUAGAGAUUUUUGCAUUGCUGCAUUAUUUUCAUGACAACCAACCAACCCCCCUCCCCCAUUUUUAUUUUGUAAAUCAAAAUAAUAAUAAUAAUGAUACUUUAAUAAAAAAAAAUCACCAUUGAGAAUAGUAAUAAAAAAAAAAAAAUAGCAUGGUAAAUUAAAAGAUAAAAUGUCCAGACAUAUUAAAGUUGUGCGAAUUGGUUAGGAAAUGUGCUUUUGUCUUUUUAUUAUUUUUUAUUUAUUUCUUUAUUCAAUUUUAUCAUGAAGAUUUAUCCGAAGAUGUAUUCGUUUUUGUGGGGGAUUCACAUUGAAAGAAGGACUUUGAGACAGUAUUGAUACUGGCAUUCAAGAAUUAGUACAGGCAUAGCUUACUUCAUACGUACCCUUUAUAAAUACAAGGAAAAGCUUCAGUUUUUUUUGUUUAUUAUUGUUUAGUUUCCUGCAUUUUUACACUGUAUUUUACAUCUCGUCAUAUCUCAUUGAUUUGGUUUUAAUUUAAAUGGACAUUAAAACCUGUGCCUAUUCAGGAUCAGUGACAUUCUGCAGAGAUAGACUGUAACCCUGAACUGAAUGUGAGUAGAUUAUUACAGUUAUUAAAUGUUUGUGCCAUUUUAUUAUACUGAGGUUACUGAACUGAACACAUGUGUGGAACUUGUUUAUUUUACUCAGCGCACACACAAAUUUUACAGGACAUGAGCACACUCACAUAGAUAAACAAACACAGAUACACAUCAAGGAGGACUGAGACAUACAAUCAGUCGGUCACAGCUUUGUUCUGCUCAAGUGUUUUGCUUGCUUUACUGAAAGUAUCCACGAGAUGGCAGAAGAACCAUAUUGGGAAUGGGGGAGACGGACAGGGUUUUUAGUAUGCUGUACUUGUUUUUUUUUAUUAAUUAUCGUGCUGGGGUUUGUAGUCAUGAUGGUACAUUCAGUAUCUGCACAGUGAUUGCACUUUGUUCUUUCUACAUAUUUGAGUUGUAUGUUUCUAAAUGAAGCAGUUUGUUGUGUAAUGCAUUUAUAUUUGGCUGCAGCAGCGUAGCUUGUUCCUUUGCAGCUUGUGAAUGUGUGUGCUGAUGAUUAUUCUUAAGCACAUAUGAGUAUUUGUUCCUGUUUUUAAAAAUCUGAUAUUGCAAGAUGUGACAAAUCACAUCGAGAGGAAUGCAUGUAGCGGUCAUUUACUGCUGUGUAGCUCAAUGUAUGCAGGUUAAUAUGGGCUGGUUUUGCAGCAUCAUUCAUUCUCACAACCUGUUUUUAGGUUUCUGGCUUAUCAA
Molecule: messenger RNA, 4682 nt
Organism: Xyrauchen texanus (razorback sucker)
Lineage: Eukaryota; Metazoa; Chordata; Actinopteri; Cypriniformes; Catostomidae
Gene: yrk
Product: Yes-related kinase
Exons: 13
Coding region: 299-1903 (534 amino acids)
Biological process (GO): cell surface receptor protein tyrosine kinase signaling pathway; protein phosphorylation; innate immune response
Cellular component (GO): extrinsic component of cytoplasmic side of plasma membrane
Molecular function (GO): signaling receptor binding; ATP binding; non-membrane spanning protein tyrosine kinase activity
Source: RefSeq, a predicted model, not a curated record